AUGACCCGCACGAGGGCCGCCACGGUCAACCAGGAUCUCCGUACCGACGACGACUCCUCUGCGCCGCCGACUGCUCCAACUACCGAACCCGUCGCUGUCGAAUCUGCUCCGGCCCCCGCGCAAGCCACAUCGGCAGACAAGAAAGAGGCCCCGACUAUCCGUUUCAUCCCCCAUCACGAGCCCCGCGCUUCUAGACCCUCUCUUACCUUCCCAAUCGUUACUCGCACAAUUGCUGCUGCUGGUCAACGGGUAAAGGUUGGCAGAUAUUCCGAGAGAGACCAGGCUGCCGAUGCUCAAGCAAGUGCAAAGACGGCAGCACCUGUUGGUUUUAAGAGCAAGGUUGUCAGUCGCAGACAUUGCGAAUUGUGGUGUGACAAUGGUCAAUGGUUUAUCAAGGACGUUAAGAGUAGUUCCGGCACUUUCUUGAACCAUGUGCGUCUGAGCAGCCCGGGUAUGGAGAGUCGUGCGUAUCCGCUCAACGAUGGUGAUAUCGUCCAGCUAGGCAUCGACUUCAAAGGCGGAGAAGAAGUCAUAUUCCGUUGCGUCAAGAUUCGCAUCGAAUGUAACAGAGGUUGGCAGAAGAGUCUUAACCAGUUCAACACGGCAACUCACAAAAACAUCCUAAAACAGGCAAAGGUCAACACCAAGGACAGCGACGCUCAAUCCACCCACAGCUCCGAGUGCUCAAUAUGUCUGAAUCCUGUUGCUCCUUGCCAGGCUCUAUUUGUCGCUCCAUGUUCGCAUGUUUGGCAUUACAAGUGUGUUCGCACCCUUAUUUAUCCCAGCUGGCCUAGCUUCCAGUGUCCAAACUGUCGCGCUUAUGCCGAUUUGGAGGCCGAUGUCGAACCACCAGAAGAAGAGUAUGAAAGUGACGACGUCGCCGACGCUCUCAAGGCCUCAGAAACCACCCAACCGAGGUCUCCCGAGCCAGAACCGCUGCCUGCAAUCGAGACUGGUGGUCUUGAAGACGAGGAUCUGACCGCCAUGAUGAACAGUGUUUCUAUAGCAAACCCAUCAGGCACGGACUCGAGCUCCGAAGGUGAAGCUGGACCUUCACGAGGCUCAGUGUCACAGCCCGUACCCAUCCUUGCUUCGACCAAUGCACCGGUAAACAGGAAUUUACCGGAGUCCAUCAUGGCAAGGUCCGCCACACCCACAUCUUCAGCACCCUUUGCUCUAGCAGCCGCAACUCUGGUACCCAUGGGUGAUGGACAAAACACGCCCAUGAACGAUGCUGGUCCGUUCCUUUUCGACAACAACCCGAGACGUGCAACAGCACAGCGUAACGUCGCCGACAUAGCUCGCGAGCCAGUCCACGAAGAAGCAGAAGAACAUCUUGCACAGUAA
This is a messenger RNA of Aureobasidium pullulans EXF-150, 1347 nucleotides long. RefSeq names its product SMAD/FHA domain-containing protein. The transcript is spliced from 2 exons. Gene Ontology annotation, biological process: ubiquitin-dependent protein catabolic process; mitotic spindle assembly checkpoint signaling; protein ubiquitination. The record is from RefSeq and is a predicted model, not a curated record. The coding region runs from base 1 to 1347 and encodes 448 amino acids. Lineage: Eukaryota; Fungi; Ascomycota; Dothideomycetes; Dothideales; Saccotheciaceae. Gene Ontology annotation, molecular function: ubiquitin protein ligase activity; protein binding. Gene Ontology annotation, cellular component: mitotic spindle pole body; cytosol; ubiquitin ligase complex.